Messenger RNA from Coregonus sp. 'balchen', 41775 nucleotides. The record is from the annotation of a GenBank genome assembly. NCBI's taxonomy places the organism in Eukaryota, Metazoa, Chordata, Actinopteri, Salmoniformes, Salmonidae.
AUGGUGUCCAUCGUAGACCAUUCUGCUGUUGAAAAGGUAUGUCUUGUGUCUGAUUAGCAUAAUGUUUCCGAAAGUUCUGUAGAGAAUUUAACGGUAAUGCGCUCCUUUCCUCUUGGCCUUCUUUGCUUUAUCGCAGUGAUCAUAUCAAAGCCUUACAAAAUAUAUAUGUAAAUUCAUUUUAUUCUGGAGUUAAUGGCUAUUAAACCAUAACAUAAGUAGGACCUGCAUUGACUAAUAGAAAUCUCUCUUUUCAAGUUCAUCUCUAUUAAUGUUUCAAGUUUGAAUGUCACAUGCACAAGUACAGUGAAAUGCCUUUCUUGCAAUCUCAAAACCCAACAAUGCAAUAAUCAAUAAUAAUGUAAUACUAGGGGAAAAAAACACGAGACAUAAGAAGAAAUAUGAAGAACACAAUAAGUAAGGAAGUAAGCAUACUAAACUCAGCAAAAAAAGAAACGUCAACUGCGUUUAUUUUCAGCAAAUUUAACAUGUGUAAAUAUUUGGAUGAACAUAACAAGAUUCAACAACUGAGACAUAAACUGAACAAGUGCCACUGUCACGAUCGUCAACAGAUGAAGCGGACCAAGGCGCAGCGUGAUAAGCGUACAUACUUUAUUUAGUACACACACGAACCAAAACAAUAAACCAAACGAUACGUGAAGUCCUAGGUUAUACACAAAACCCUACGGAACAAGAUCCCACAAUAAACUAGUGAAAACAGGCUGCCUAAGUAUGGGCCCCAAUCAGAGACAACGAGCUACAGCUGUCUCUGAUUGGGAACCACCCUGGCCAACAUAGAUCAACACGAUCUAGAACCAAAAAACAUAGAAAACAAAACAUAGAAAAUCCACACCCUCGCUCAACAUAUAAUAGUCCCCAGAGCCAGGGCGUGACAGCCACAGACAUGUGACUAACAGAAAUUGAAUAAUGUGUCACUGAACAAAGGGGAGGUCAAAAUCAAAAGUAACAGUCAGUAUCUGGUGUGGCCACCAGCUGCAUUAAGGACUGCAGUCCAUCUCCUCCUCAUGGACUGCACCAGAUUUGCCAGUUCUUGCUGUGAGAUGUUACCCCACUCUUCCACCAAGGCACCUGCAAGUUCCAGGACAUUUCUGGGGGGAAUGGCCCUAGCCCUCACCCUCCGAUCCAUCAGGUCCCAGACGUGCUCAAUGGGAUUGAGAUCCGGGCUCUUCGCUGGCCAUGGCAGAACUCUGACAUUCCUGUCUUGCAGGAAAUCACGCACAGAACGAGCAGUAUGGCUGGUGGCAUUGUCAUGCUGGAGGGUCAUGUCAGGAUGAGCCUGCAGGAAGGGUACCACAUGAGGCAGGAGGAUGUCUUCCCUGUAACUCACAGCGUUGAGAUUGCCUGCAAUGACAACAAGCUCAGUCCGAUGAUGCUGUGACACACCGUCCCAGACCAUGACGGACCCUCCACCUCCAAAUCGAUCCCGCUCCAGAUUACAGGCCUUGGUGUAACGCUCAUUCCUUCGACGAUAAAAGUGAAUCCGACCAUCACCCCUGGUGAGACAAAACCGCGACUCGUCAGUGAAGAGCACUUUUUGCCAGUCCUGUCUGGUCCAGCGACGGUGGGUUUGUGCCCAUAGGUGACGUUGUUGCCGGUGAUGUCUGGUGAGGACCUGCCUUACAACAGGCCUACAAGCCCUCAGUCCAGCCUCUCUCAGCCUAUUGCGGCCAGUCUGAGCACUGAUGGAGGGAUUGUGCGUUCCUGGUGUAACUCGGGCAGUUGUUGUUGCCAUCCUGUACCUGUCCCGCAGGUGUGAUGUUCGGAUGUACCGAUCCUGUGCAGGUGUUGUUACACGUGGUCUGCCACUGUGAGGAAGAUCAGCUGUCCGUCCUGUCUCCCUGUAGCGCUGUCUUAGGCAUCUCACAUUACGGACAUUGCAAUUUAUUGCCCUGGCCACAUCUGUAGUCUUCAUGCCUCCUUGCAGCAUGCCUAAGGCACGUUCACGCAGAUGAGCAGGGACCCUGGGCAUCUUUCUUUUGGUGUUUUUCAGAGUCAGUAGAAAGGCCUCUUUAGUGUCCUAAGUUUUCAUAACUGUGACCUUAAUUGCCUACCGUCUGUAAGCUGUUAGUGUCUUAACGACCGUUCCACAGGUGCAUGUUCAUUAAUUGUUUAUGGUUCAUUGAACAAGCAUGGGAAACAGUGUUUAAACCCUUUACAAUUAAGAUCUGUGAAGUUAUUUGGAUUUUUACUAAUUAUCUUUGAAAGACAGGGUCCUGAAAAAGGGAUGUUUCUUUUUUUGCUGAGUUUAUAUACAGGGUCAGUGCCAAUACCAUAUUUACAAUGUGCAGGGAUACUGGAGUGAUGGAGGUAUUUAUGUAUAGGGGUAAGGUGACUAGGCAACAGAAUAUAAGAUAAACAGAGUAGCAGCAGCUUGUAUGUGAGUUCGUGUGUGUAGAGUCAGUAUAAAAGGCCUCAUCCAUAUAUUUAUAUAUUCUUAUUCCAUUCCUUUACUUAGAUUUGUGUGUAUUAGGUUUUUGUUGUGGAACUGUUAGAUAUUACUUGCUAGAUAUUGCUACACUGUCGGAACUAGAAGCACAAGCAUUUCCCUACACUCGCAAUAACAUCUGCUAACCAUGUGUAUGUGACCAAUACAUUUGAUUUGAUUUUGUAUGUGCAUAUUAUGUGUGAGUGAGCAGAUGAUGGAGUAAGUGUGUAGAGCCCUGUGAGUGUGCAUAGAGACAAAAAUAAAAAGGUCAAUGAGGAUACAAGGUUAACUCAGUCUGUGUAGCUAUUUUGUCAGCUAUUUAUCAGUUUUAUUGCUUGGGGAUAGAAGCAGUUCAAAAGCCUGUUGGUGCCAGACAUGAUGCACCGGUACCGCUUGCCGUGCGGAAGCAGAGAGAAUAGUCUAUGGCUUGGGUGGUUGGAGUCUUUAACCAUUUUCCUGGCCUUCCUACCAUACCGCCUGAUAUAGAUGUCCUGGAUGUGGACUGCAAAAUUUCAUACUUUUAAUGGAGAAUUCAGCAGUGUCUCUUGUACUCGGCUGUAUGGACAUUUUUCCCUUUCAGUAGCUAGGUUUCCAUCCAAUUUGCCAAGAUUUUCAUGCGAAUAUUCUAAAAUCUGCAUAAAGAAAAUAUGUGUGUUUUCCCACCAGGGUGAGUUUCCACCAAACGGACUUGUUGCGGAUAAAAAUCAGUGCGUGAUGACGUAGUGCACAACAUGUAGCUUUUCACUUAAGUUUUCAUGUAAGGAAUACAAAUCUAAAGUUCUAUGUGUUUCCAUCACAUUUUAAACUCUACCGAUAGUUAUGUCACAAGAACCGUUGCGUUAAAUAGCAAAUGUGCCUACUCUGGUCUUGGCACGUACGUUCUAGCCAACAGCUGGCAGAUACAGUGCGGGUAUAGUCUGUGCGGGUAGGCUAGUCUACAUGAUGAGAUUAUGGAUAAGAACGAGAAUAUUUGUAUUUGUCAAACGGUAAUCAAGCAUCGGUCACCAGAAUAAAACCCUCAAUAUUUAUUUGGAAUGGAGCAUCAAGCUCAUCACCGUGCACUUUCAACACCAUGUGAAGUUCAUCAUAACUUAUUUCAUAUAGCCUCAUUAACUGCAUGGUUUCCCAAGUCGUAGUGGGAGGAUCACACACCAUAUAAUCGCGUGACUCCAAAUUUACUUCGUUAUGAUGGUUAUUAUAUCAAUAUUUGUGCAUGAAGGCAUUUCCACCGCCAUUUCUCGCAUUGUUAAUUUUACCAACCCAAAAUGAUCCCACCAUGUUGAACGAACAAAUUAUCUGUUAGGAUUUAUAAAAUUGUACUGAAACUUCCUGUUUCCAUCACAGCUGUCGUGAUUAUUUAUUUUGAUGAUAUAACUUUACUCACAUAAAAACUGUCGAUGGAAACGUGGUUAGUGUUCCUGUUGCACUCAAAUCUGUUUAAAGAAUACCUAUUUUUAGACUUUUUCACCAAGUAGAUAUUUUAUAAAGAAGCACUCAUAUCUCUGCAAAGCCUUGGUGCUCUGUAUUAGAUUCAUGGUGUUCCACUUGAAUGGUCAUUAAACACUCUACCACAGAGGAUGUAUAUUCCCAAAACUGAAUUUAGACCAAAUUGUUGUCUUGAGAUAGGUAUCAUAUCACAGGGAACUUCUGCUUUCAUGGUAUCUUUUCCAUUUAAUCGAGUGCGCUUCUGUGUGUGAUUGUGUGUUUAUCAUUGGGAAAUGAAUUUGUCCACCUUAUCUGUAAUGUGAAGGUGCUAUCCCCCCUCCCACCACCCAUCCCUCAUGAUAAUAUACCCCUCUCCCAAAAUCCUGCGCACAGAACCCCUAUGCAGCAAAGCAAUCCUCUCUCUCUAAGUCUCUCUCUUUGUCUGUCUCCCGCUCUAUCUCCUGAUGCCAAGGCAAUCCAGAAAUCAUCCCACAUAAUUCCUGAGCCUUUACCCUGCGGACCAUGUGACAUCUGCUCCGCAGCCCUGUGCUCACUCAGCGAUUAUAGCACUCAAUGCAUCCAGGAGAUUUAGCCCCAAUAAUCCCCUCACUACAGUCCCAGGAAAACACAGUCUCUGGGACUACGUCUGCCGCUCCCACCUCAACACAGAAGACAAGAGGGAAGCAAGAGGAUCCACCAUUAGCUAAAACCAUUUUGCCAUCAGUAGGUCAUUUGAUUUGGCUUUGACUGUGAUCUUGCUUGGCAGCCCUGUGCCUGGGACUUGCAGACACACACGCGUCUGGCUGAUAGAUGAUUAGUUUACCUCUAUAGCUGAUUAAGCAGCUCCUUCACGUGUGUCUAUCACCAUUAGGUGAUACCCAGCUAACACAUAACGUUCGGAGAACCAUAUGUUUCUUAGAGCUUGGUGAGAGCAUGGUUGUCCUAUGGUUAUUUCGCAUAAUGUGCAACCUUCCCACAACGUUCUGGGAAUGGUGCAGGAUAGUUGCUUGGCUUUGGAAGAUUCUCAGCAAAUUUAAGGAAUUUGACAAAAUAACAUAUUUUUUAGGGGUAUUUCAUUACUUUAUCAGAACGUUUCCUAAAAGUUCAAACAUGGUUACAUUUAAUUUAAAUUUUGGUAAUGUUCUAGGAACGUUCUCCAACUGGUUUGGCAUUGGGAAUAUUCUCAAAUAGUUCAGAGAACGUUAACAAACAACAUCCUCCUGUGGGAAUUUCAAUACUUCAGCAUACCAUUUCCACCAGGUUUCCUCAUGGUUCUAUUUAAAGUCAUGUUCUCAGAACAUUAAGAAAACUUUCCAUAAAAACCACAAGAAAACAUUAGUAACGUUCAAAGAACGUUCUAAGAAUGUUAUUGGAAAAACAUAUACAUUCUGUUCUCAGCAUCAACAAAACUCUCUCUAUUGUCUAUCUUAUUAAGUGUGUUCAGGUGUGUUUGCCGCGCCCACUAAUUUGUCACACCUGAUCUUAAUGAUUGCUUGUUUCCUUUGAAAUAGGGUCUGUUUGAAUAGACUAAAAUAAACAGCUCCAUCCUGGUGGCGCAGUGGACGAAUUCCAUGGAUAAAGAACAGUAGAUCAUAGGUUCGAAUCUCAUUGAAGUCGUGCCACAUUUAAAAAUAAAUAUGUUUGCGUGAUUACAUUUUAGUCAUUUAGUAGACGCUCUUAUCCAGAGCGACUUACAGUUAGUGAUUGCAUACAUUUUCAUACUGAUUAAUGCUUAAGCAAAUGAAUGUCCAUGUGUCCUAUCUGUGGUUGUAAUUCAAAACAGUUAACCCAAACUAAGCUGGCAGUGUUAUUAAAAGUCUUAUUGAAACAUUCAGUGAAAGUUUUUUAAGGAAGUUAUUCAAAAACCUCAAAAUAACCUAUAACUUCCUUUCUCAGAACGUUAAUUAAACCUCCCAGGAAAACUUUCAGGGAACCAUAGUAAAACGUUCUCAGAACCUCCCUGCAACUAAAAAUGAAAAUUCCCAGAACAGGCGAAAUGUUCACUUCCGUUCUCAGAAUGUUUAAAAAACGUUCUGUUUUACCUGUCAGAAACGUAUGGCUUCAUUCCCAGAACCAAUGGGAAACCAAAAAUGCAUGUUUCCACAACUUCCAAGGAACCAAAUGGGCUAGCUGGGUAGACACAUCAGGUCAUGUAGGUGGCACACACGCACAUUCUUAUACACUCAAGCACAUUACACUGAGAUUCAGUCAUUGCUGUAAAAUUGAGAAUAAGUCGUUCAUUUCCAUAAUGCUCAGUGAAGCCGUCAGUGGCAUGACAUUGAGAGUCACUGUGGUGGUUAUGAGUGGCAGGCAGAGAGGGGGAAUGGUGUGGUGAGGAGGGGGAGUUGGUGCCUGCCUGGCCUGGCUGAUUAAUUACACCCUUUCCACUUUGAUUACAUUAAAAGGUUUUCCCUUGAGUAGCGGUGCAGGGAAGUGUUCUGGUACACGUGGCCAUGUUACUGAUUGACUGACAUUCUGCAGAUCCAUGGCUAGGCACAUAGUGUGGUAGAGCUUCCGCCUCUGCUCUUUCCUCUGGACACACUUUGGCCCUUUGUUCUAUUCAAUAAGACAGCUCUGCCAAGUUCUUUAGUGGCAUUAGCAGCCUUACUUAAAUCAUGCCCACCUGUUUACCAUUGCUUAAAAUCACAUUCACCAAGGAACAGAGGAAAGGAACAUUUCCCCAGCCAGCGGCAUUUUUAUUUUAAAUUUUACAAAUAACAAACAAGACAUGAUGCCCUAAGCAAUUUCUGACCAUUACUAAUAAAAAACGCAUUGAAUUGAAUUUAUUUAGCCAAAUUAGUUGAAUGAGUUGAACAGAUUAGAAAGUGAAGUGGCAGCUUGGUGAGUCUUUCUUUUCCCUUCCUCUUGUAUGUGACUCAACAUGGCCAGCCUGAGUCUUGGCUGGGGAGAAUCGGCUGGCCAGCCUGAGUCUUUGCUGGGGAGAAUCGGCUGGCCAGCCUGAGUCUUUGCUGGGGAGGAUCGGCUGGCCAGCCUGAGUCUUGGCUAGGGAGGAUCGGCUGGCCAGCCUGAGUCUUUGCUGGGGAGGAUCGGCUGGCCAGCCUGAGUCUUGGCUGGGGAGGAUCGGCUGGUCUUGCUGCUCUCUGUACUUUAAAAGAGAGUGGUUUUACUUGUUAUUCUGUAGCAGAAUUGAAGUGUUCCACUACACUGUCACUAGAGCUCUCUCUCUCUCACACACACACACACACUCCGUCUCUCUCUCUCGCUCUCCCUCUCUCACUUCCUCGCUCUCUCUCUGGCCUCAUCAUAAACCCUCCAGCCUCUCGUCUCCUCUCAGUAGUAAUUCAGAGCAGUGAGGGGAUUAGCGGUAGACCACGUCUCCCUGUUUUAUCAGACCCAGCACGGAAGGCACCCAGUCAUGCUGAAUCCAUCCCCACUGCAUGGCUCCACAACAGGCUGAGACUGGGACACAACGCCCUGCCGAGCUCCACUGAGCUCCACCACUCACAGCUACACAGCUCAACACGACCUGCGCUCACACGCCCAAGCACCCGCUAUCUUUUCCUGUACACUACUUUCUGGCUUUAAUCUCCCCAGCAGGAUUAAGAACUUCCUCCCCUGUCGUGUCCCAGGCUCUCAGAUGCUUGGUAGUGGGACACUGGGACGAUGAUGCUGGCCUGUGAUAAUCGAUCUCUCCUGUUAACACACUGGCCCUUGUUGCACCACAGCACUGUGCUGACUAGGCUGAUACUGGAGCCCAUCUCUGGCUCCUAUCUUACCUCUGCAGACGUUCAGCUCUCUGAUAUGUAGGACACACUAUACUAUACUCAGUGCCCUCACUGUUGAGAUAUUUAUACUAUCUACAGACUCAAAGGUUGUUUGGAAUUUGGAUAACACUACUUAAAGCCUGCAUGUAUAAUGCAGUAUGAUUAAACCUGUAGGCGUUUUACAAUUUAACAGAGAUCCAGGCACUAGCUAAAGCUAGUGGGAUAAAUAUUGCGAGGGGAGACAUCCUCCAUAGGCAGGAAAGGAAAAAGUUAAUCUCUCUGUGUGCUCUGUUAUGUGCCACCGUGCCAGUGGUGCCAGUGGUGCCAGUUGUGCCAGUGGUGCCAGUGUCUGGACUUGGGAAACACGACACACACUCAUCUCUCCUGUGAUCUUAUCGUCAUGCAGACAGAGCGGCUCUCUGGUUUAUGGACUUUGUCCACAGUCUGGAAUGUGCCCAUGCAUCCCAAUGAACUUGUUCAUAAACCAUGGUGGGGCUUGAUAGUGACUGGUGGUGGUGGAUACUUUGUGAUGAUGGUGGUAUCUGCCCUGAGGCAGGGUGUGUGUCUGCAUGCUGAUCAGCUGACUACAGCUCUGACCUCUAGCAUGGGUUCACGACUGUGGACGUGGUGAGGGAUUUCGAUUUUAUCUUGUGUGUGUAAGGCUUAGAUUUGAGCUUGUGUAUGGAGAUGGAUCUGUGUGUGUGUGUGUGGUGGGAGGGGAGGGGGGGGGGGGUACUGAGAUGUUACAACUGAGAUGUUACAUGCAGGUACCCAAUGGGCACACUACGUCAUUUCAACGUAGAUAAUUGACUAUUUGGUUGAGACGUUGAUCAAUGAGUUUACAACCUAUAUUCACCCACUCAAAAAGACAGCCAAAAGUUAGUUGAAUUUCCAGUGGGUUAUCAGUAUCCUUUCAAACAUCUAAAAGCGCAACAAAAUUCCAAUGGAAAAACAAUGUCUGAUUUUUGGUUUAGUUGUCACCCAAAUAUCUAUCACUUUGCUUUCAACGAUUUAAAAGCACAGCAACGUUCAAAUGGGAAUACAAUGUCAGAUAUUUUGUUUAUUUAUACAACAGAUUAAUGUGUUAUCACUGUGCUUCAUCUAUUAACAGAACCAAAUGACCUGGAUUGCAGUUGAGAUUACAUUAAAAGUAUAUGGUGCAAGUGACCAAUGCUGAUCGAGAUUCUGCGCAGAUUAUUACAGCAAUUGUGAAGUUCUCCAAAGACCUGUGAUGACCUAUGCAUGCUACAAAGUAUGUGGGCACCCCUUCAAAUGAGUGAAUUCGGCUAUUUCAGCCACACCCGUUGCUGACAGGUGUAUCAAAUCGAGCACACAGCAAUGCAAUCUCCAUAGACAAACAUUGGCAGUAGAAUGGCCCGUACUGAAGAGCUCAGUGACUUUCAACGUGGCCCCGUCAUAGGAUGCCACCUUUCCAACAAGUCAGUUCGUCAAAUUUCUGCCCUGCUAGAGCAUCCCCGGUCAACUGUAAGUGCUGUUAUUAUGAAGAGGAAACAUCUAGGAGCAACAACGGCUCAGCCGUGAAGUGGUAGGCCACACAACCUCACAGAACGGCACCGCCGAGUGCUGAAGCGCGUAGCGCGUAAAAAUAGUCUGUCCUCGGUUGCAACACUCACUACCUAGUUCCAAACUGCCUCUGGAAGCAACAUCAGCACAAGAACUGUUCGUCGGGAGCUUCAUGAAAUGGGUUUCCAUGGCCGAGCAGCCACACGCAUGCCUAAGAUCAGGAUGCGCAAUGCCAAGCGUCGGCUGGAGUGGUGUAAAACUCGUCGCCAUUGGACUCUGGAGCAGUGGAAACGCGUUCUCUAGAGUGAUGAAUCACGCUUCACCAUCUGGCAGUCCAAUGGACGAAUCUGGGUUUGGCGGAUGCCAGGAGAACGCUACCUGCCCGAAUGCAUAUUGCCAACUGUAAAGUUUGGUGGAGGAGGAAUGAUGUUCUGGGGCUGUUGUUCAGGGUUCGGGCUAAGCCCCUUAGUUCCAGUGAACGGAAAUCUUAAGGCUACAGCAUAUAAUGACAUUCUAGAAGAUUCUGUGCUUCCAACUUUGUGGCAACAGUUUGGGAAAAGCCCUUUCCUGUUUCAGCAUGGCAAUGCCCCCAUGCACAAGGCGAGGUCCAUACAGAAAGGGUUUGUCGAGAUCGGUGUGGAAGAACUUGACUGGCCUGCACAGAGCCCUGACCUCAACCCCAUCUAAAACCUUUGGGAUGAAUUGGAACGCUGACUGCGAGCCAGGCCUAAUCGCCCCUAACCUGACCUCACUAAUGCUCUUGUGGCUAAAUGGAAGCAAGUCCCUGCAGCAACGUUCCAACAUCUAGUGGAAAGCCUUCCCAGAAGAGUGGAGGCUGUUAUAGCAGCAAAAGGAGUACCAACUCCAUAUUAAUGCCCAUGAUUUUGGAAUGAGAUGUUCGACAUUUGGCCAUGUUUAUCUUGAACAUGCACACUUUAUAUGACUACAUAAGAAAACAUUUAUAGUUACAGUAACCUCUAAACAUUUAAAGAAGAUGUAACUGCUUGGAUAGUUUCAUCUGAGUCACUGGCGUAAUCAGUGGUGUAAAGUACUUAAGUAAAAAUACUUUAAAGUAUGUUUGACUACUUUUACUUUUACUCCACUACAUUCCUAAAGAAAAUAAUGUACUUUUUACUCCAUACAUUUUCCCUGACACCCAAAAGUACUCGUUACAUUUCGAAUACUUAGCAAGACAGGAAAAUGGUCCAAGUCACACACUUAUCAAGAGAACAUCCCUGGUCAUCCCUACUACCUCUGAUCUGGCGGACUCCCUAAACACAAAUGCUUAGUUUGUAAAUUAUGUCUGAGUAUUGGAGUGUGCCCCUGGCUAUCCGUAAAUAAAUAAAAAACAAGAAAAUCGUGCCAUCUGGUUUGCUUAAUAUAAGGAAUGUGAAAUGAUUUAUACUUUUACUUUUACUUUUGAUACUUAAGUAUAUUUUGGCAAUUACAUUUAUUUUUUAUACUUAAGUAUAUUUAAAACCAAAUACUUUUAGACUUUUACUCAAGUAGUAUUUUACUGGGUGACUUUCACUUUUACUUGAGUCAUUUUUUAUUAAGGUAUCUUUACUUUUACUCAAGUAUGACAAUUGGGUACUUUUUCCACCACUGGGAGUAAUUCCAUUCUUUAACUCUGUGGUCACCAACCUUUUCUGAGUCAAGAUCAUUUUCUUAGUCAAAAUGCAAGCCGAGAUCUACCACUCAGAUUUUUUUUUAAACAUGACUUAAAAAACGUAAGCCUAUGCAACAUUAACCAAUUAAAACAGUUUUGUAGCAAUAAGGUUAGUGCAGUAGGCUAUAGGCCCAAUACAUUAUCACAUUGGCUAUGCUUGAAUUGCCCUGCCAAUAUUAUUCUUCUCAGACCAUUUUGAAAUUAUAUUUCAACAUUUUAUGUAUGUCAUCACACUGGUAAUACACUGAACAAAAAUAUAAACACAACAUGUAAAGUGUUGGUCCCAUGUUUCAUGAGCUGAAAUAAAAUAUCCCAGAAAUGUUCCAUACGUACAAUAAGCUUAUUUUUCUGUUAGUGAGCAUUUCUCCUUAGCCAAGAUAAUCCAUCCACCUGACAGGUAUGUCAUAUCAAGAAGCUGAUUAAACAGCAUGAUCAUCACACAGCUGCAGCUUGUGCUGGGGACAAUAAAAGGCCACUCUAAAAUGUGCAAUUUUGUCAUACAACACAAUGUCACAGAUGUCUCAAGUUUUGAGAGAGAAUUUGGCAGUAUGUCCAACAGGCCUCACAACCACAGACCACGUGUAUGGGGUCAUGUGGGUGAGCGGGUUGCUGGUGUCAACGUUGUGAACAGAGUGCCCCAUGGUGGCAGUGGGGUUAUGGUAUGGGCAUUCAUAAGCUACGGACAACAGACACAACUGCAUUUUAUCGAUGGCAAUUUGAAUGCAGAGAUGCGGUGAGGAGAUCCUGAGGCCCAUUGUUGUGCCAUCCAUCCUUGACCAUCAUUACAUUUUAGUCAUUUAGCAGACGCUCUUAUCCAGAGCGACUUACAGUUAGUGAGUGCAUACAUUUUUCAUACUUUUUUCAUACUGGCCCCCCAUGGGAAUCGAACCCACAACCCUGGCGUUGCAAGUGCCAUGCUCUACCAACUGAGCUACAGGAGGCCAUGUUUCAGCACGAUAAUGCACAGCCCCAUGUCGCAAGGAUCUGUCCACAAUUCCUGGAAGCUGAAAAUGUCCCAGUUCUUCCAUGGCCUGCACACUCACCAGACAUGUCACCCAGUGAGCAUGUUUGGGAUGCUCUGCAUCGACGUGUACACAGCGUGUUCCAGUUCCCAAUAUCCAGCAACUUCGCAGAGCCAUUGAAGAGGAGUGGGACAACAUUUCACAGGCCACAAUCAACAGCCUGAUCAACUCCAUGCGAAGGAGAUGUUUCGCGCUGCAUUAGGCAAAUGGGAGUUACACCAGAUACUGACUAGUUUUCUGAUUCACGCCCCUACUUUUUUUUUUAAAGGUACUGUAUCUGUGACCAACAGAUACAUAUCUGUAUUCCCAGUCAUGUGAAAUCCAUAGAUUAGGGCCUAAUUUAUUUAUUUCAAAUGACUGAUUUCAUUAUAUUACUGUAACUCAGUAAAAAUCUUUGAAGUUGUUGCAUGUUGCGUUCAUAUUUUUGUUCAGUAUAGAUAAUUUGUUUUAUUACUUGUGAGGCACUGCUGAGUGAGCAUAAUAUUUUUAAUUUUUUUUUACUGGACUGGCCUGCGUCUGAUGGUCAGUCUGAAUCAAGUGCACCUACCGCCAACAGCGCAAAACGAAUAAACAAAUAGGAACACAAGGCUUUAUCGUUGGUUGGUGACCACUGCUUUAACUUGUAUUUUUCAUUGAGUUGGAGACGUGAAUCCAACAUAUCAUUUGUUAAAUUGUCGACCAGUUAAUAUGCUAUUUAUUGUUUUUCAGAAGUCAUAUUGAAAUGUGUUUGGUUGUCAACACAACCAAUUAACAACAUUUGAAGGAGAUGUAUCUUCUGCUUGGAUAGUUCCAUCUGUGCCACUAAUUAGUCUGGCUUUAAUUCUAAUUUGUCUACAAAUUAAUAAUUUAUAUGUUGGAUUCACGUCUCCAUCUCAACCAAAAAUCUAAGUUAAAGAAUAGGACUAAAUCAAAUCAAACUUUAAAUGCACUUUAAAUAUAGUUUGAUUUGAUUUAGUCCUACUCUUUAACUUACAUUUUUGGUUGAGAUGGAGACGUGAAUCCAACAUAUCAAGUAAUUUAAUUAUAUUAUUAACGUAAGACUCUCAGGGACGGAUGAGUUGGUUGAUUCAUUUAUUAACCACCAUAUUAAACUCAGUCUUCUCUCCUGUCUCCCCUGUUUGUUUCUGGGUUCAGUUUUGGAGCUUAUGCGGCAACGCCCUGACCCCUAAGCGAGGAAUUUUUGGCAAAACGGGAGAUCUCCAAACCAUCCUCUGUCUGGCCUGUGCCAGAGACGAGGUCACAUAUUCAGGUGCCUUGAACGGGGACAUCUAUGUCUGGAAGAGCAUCAACCUGAUCCGGACAGUUCAAGGAGCCCAUGGGGUAAUUGUGUGUGUAUGUGUGUGUGUGUGUGUGUUUGUGUGAUAGUUGGUUCUAACCAGCCUUAGUUCUGCCACGCUUCCUGGUGGUGUCUCUUGUUUAUGCGUCAGUAGUGGGCUGUAGCUUGGGGAAUGCUAAGCAGCAGGCUCUUCUCAGAUCAAGAGAUGUCAUGCUCUGCAGCUCAUGCUCAGGCUGGUUUUCAUUCUCCUACAGCCAGCCCCCACACAUCUGCCACAGGCCUGCUUUCACAGUCAGACACAAAACUCACUCAAUCACACUGCCUGCCUUAACCCACCUUAGUGCUAUCGUUAGAUCCAUCCAGUGGAUGAUAAAACACAUCAUCAUCCAUGUUCAACUCACCCACCUGCGACUGAACAACUCCUCCAUCCGUAGAGCUUGGUUUAUUUCGACUGAUGAAAGCAUACAAGAGUACACGUUUAGCAGGGUGACGGUGUGCCAUGUAACCCCUGUGGUUCUCUUUUAUUUUGCUCAGUGGAAAGGAUCAGCAGUUUACUACUCUGGAUUAAAUUAUAUCUGUGAGCUCAACAGCUGGAUGCAGGGCUGGAUGGGUGGGGGGGGAGGGGGAGUGGGGUGGGACCCUACUGUGGUCCAUGUCCGUGCUCUGCACUCCAAACAUACUUCUGGCUGGCUCUACCACAGGAAUCCUUCCCGCCAAUCACUGUGUUCCAAAGCAGGCGGCUCCCGGAGCCUGCCAAUAAAAAAGAUAUGAGAAAAAAAACGCUUCAUGUAAUGCACCGUUGUGUUAUCUCUUCACGCAGCAGCUACGGUAUAAUUGUGAAAGCCUUGUUAGACAUGUGUCUGCUGCAGCAGGGCUUUUGGUAGUUGCUGUACUGCUGGUCUGUCUUGCUCAUUUAUUGUGCACAUCCCCACUGACAGACUGUAAUUUCCUCCAGUCAGGGAUUUUCAGCAUGAAUGCCUGUGAGGAGGGCUUUGCCACCGGAGGCCGGGACGGCUGCGUCCGACUAUGGGAUCUCAACUUCAAACCAAUUACUGUCAUCGAUCUCAGGGAAACAGACCAGGGAUAUAAAGGUGACAUACAACUCCCCCAUCUCUUCUCCUCUUCUUUCCCACACAGAGCCAGUCCACAGGAUGUCAAUGUGCACUGAGUCGAUAAAUUAACCAGGAUGUUCUUCUCAUGUUGUUCUUUAGUACAGGCCUUUUGUAUACCGCUAGACUCUUUUCUAUUACAUCUACAGGAUGUAUUCUAGAUCACUAAUAGUUGUUUCCUUUCUUCUUUCUUUCGUUUGAUUUGUGGUCUUGGGCCUAACAGUAGCUAGAGGUGAAAAUAGCAGAGGUGGGUAACUGAGCAGGGCACUGUACAGUCAGAGAACCUCCCCUGUCCUUAUGUGCAUAGAAGUCCCGGUAUUGUAUUGUUCCAUUCCCCUUCUUGGUUAUUCAGCCCAAAGUGUUGCCUACAUAUUUACUGUAUGUACAUAUAUGAAUAUGUACAGUAUACAUGUAUGAAUAUAUGUAUACCUCCAUUCCUUCUUACCUUUACUUACCCUAGAGACAGCCAACUAUACUGUCUCCAUAACAACCACCAUAUUGUGUAGUCCUCUUGCAUUCCUUCUAUGUCUUGUUCUGUUUGUUACAGCCACUCUGUGUGUGGGUGUCUGUCUGCAUGUUUUUAUCCAUUUAACUGUUUGUGCAUGGAUGUGUGUUGACAGGGUUGUCAGUGCGCAGCGUGUGUUGGCGGGGGGAUCAUAUCUUGGUGGGCACCCAGGACAGUGAGAUAUUUGAGGUGGUGGUCCACGAUCGCACGAAGCCUUUCCUCAUCAUGCAGGGUCACUGUGAGGGAGAGCUGUGGGCGCUGGCUGUGCACCCCACCAAGCCCCUGGCCAUGACCGGCAGCGAUGACCGCUCAGUCAGGUGGGUGACCAAGCACAACCACUGUCAAACCCUAGGACUAGUCUAUGCUUAUUAUAUCCACAGUAUCCCUCACACAAAUGCAGUCACUGAAAUGAUCUGGAAAUCCAAAGAAAUGUUUACAUAAUAGGUACACACAUUCACUUCAGGUACUUAUAUGGUUAAUGAGGGAAUUGGACCCACAUGACUACUAACAAAGCUGUCUCUCCCUCUGUCUCUCCCUCUCCCUCUGUCUCUGUCUCUCCCUCUCCCUCUGUCUCUGUCUCUGUCUCUCCCUCUCCCUCUCCCUCUCCCUCUGUCUCUGUCUCUCCCUCUCCCUCUCCCUCUCCCUCUGUCUCUGUCUCUGUCUCUGUCCCUCUCUCUCCGUCUCUGUCGCUCCCUCUCCUCUCCCUCUCGCCCUGUCUCUGUCGCUGUCUCUCUCUCGCCCUGUCUAGUUCUCUGUCUCGUCUCUGUCUCUCUGUCUCUCUCUCUCCCUCUCCCUCUGUCUCUGUCUCUGUCUCUGUCUCUGUCUCUGUCUCUGUCUCUGUCUCUCCCUCUGUCUCUCCCUCUCCCUCUGUCUCUGUCUCUGUCUCUGUCUCUCCCUCUGUCUCUGUCUCUGUCUCUCCCUCUGUCUCUGUCUCUCCCUCUCCCUCUCCCUCUGUCUCUGUCUCUGUCUCUCCCUCUGUCUCUCCCUCUCCCUCUGUCUCUGUCUCUGUCUCUCCCUCUCCCUCUGUCUCUCCCUCUCCCUCUCCCUCUCCCUCUGUCUCUCCCUCUCCCUCUGUCUCUCCCUCUCCCUCUGUCUCUCCCUCUCCCUCUGUCUCUCCCUCUGUCUCUCCCUCCUCUCUCUCUGUCUCUGUCUCUGUCUCUGUCUCUCCCUCUGUCUCUGUCUCUCCCUCUGUCUCUGUCUCUCCCUCUGUCUCUCUCUCCCUCUGUCUCUCCCUCCCCCUCUGUAGAAUAUGGAGCCUUAUAGAUCAUGCGCUGAUAGCUCGCUGUAAUAUGGAGGAGCCUAUUCGCUGUGCAGCUGUGAGCACGGACGGCAUUCACCUGGCGCUGGGCAUGAAGGACGGCUCCUUCACUGUCCUACGGGUCAGGUGAGUACAGGGCAGAAGUCAAAGAGCACUUCUGAUUCUUUCUGAUUAGCUUGGUAUAUGAACUUCAUGUUAACAUACUUUAUUGUGUGCAAUUUCAUUACUCAUCAACAAUAUGCCAGUUAGUGGAUCCAUGGAUACUCAAUUUAAUUCAAGGAUGGUUAUUUAAGGAAUGUAGUGAAUUACCUUUCCAGUAACGUCCUCCCGCUCCACAGAGAUAUGACAGAGGUGGUCCACAUCAAGGACAGGAAGGAGGCCAUCCAUGAGCUGAAGUACUCUCCUGACGGAGCUCACCUGGCCGUGGGCUCCAAUGAUAACUCUGUGGACAUCUACAGUGUGGUGCAGAGGUACAAGAAGGUGGGAGAGUGCAUUGGCUCCACUAGCUUCAUCACACACAUGGACUGGUCCACAGACAGCAAGUAUCUGCAGACCAAUGACGGCAACGGAAAGAGGCUCUUCUACAGGAUGCCAAGUAAGUCUGUCGAUGAGAUGUCUCGGCAUGUAGAUAAAUUACACUGUGAAGAGCCUUACUGUCUAUGGGAAAGAAAGUCAGGAUUUCUCUUGUGUCAUUACCUCACUGUUAUUAAUUAUAAUUUGCUGCUAUGUGUGUCAUGAACUGUAUGCUUUGUUGUGACAACAGUGACGUAUGGCCAUGAGACAAGAUGUCAUGAUGACUAAUGUGCUGCUCAUUUGAUGUUUUAGUUGCACAUGAUGGAGUUAUUAUUGUCUUUCUACUCAGGCGGUAAAGAGGUCACCAACAGGGAAGAGUUGAAGCUGGUGCAAUGGUCCUCAUGGACGUGUGUGUUGGGCCCCGAGGUCAACGGAAUAUGGCCCAAAUACUCAGAGAUCAAUGACAUCAACUCUGUUGACGCCAACUUUAAUAAUCAAGUUUUAGUAACAGCAGAUGAUUAUGGAUUAGUGAAGCUUUUACGGUACCCGUGUGUAAGAAAGGGUAAGGAUUUCCAUUGAUUCCUCUAUUCGUUGACGUGAUGUUGUCAGUCAAUUCGUUGAUGUGAUGUUAUUGCAUUCACAAAUUAACCAAAAACUACUCUUCUCUCUAUCCCAGGGGCAAAGUUUAAAAAGUAUUUAGGUCACUCUGCCCAUAUAACCAAUGCCAGGUGGUCACAUGACUACCAGUGGGUGAUAACUAUUGGUGGCGCUGACCACUCAGUGUUCCAGUGGAAGUUUGUCUCAGACAGAAAGUCGAAAGAAGCUCUUCACAUAGCACCUCAAGGUACAUCACUGUCCCAUUUCUAUCACUGCCCCAUUCUAUUCUACCCCAAUGUGAAUAUGACUCCGAAGUGCACUCUGUGACCCUUCCCCUUGAAUGAUGUUCCUUAUCCCAGCUAAAAGCUUUCUACACCAGGUCAUACACAAGAAUACAUUUGAAGUGAUAUUAGCUGGAAGAGCACUUUUGUGUUUGUAUACAGCUCCUACAACCUUGUCCUCAUUUGUAAGUCAUGUUCCUCAACUAAAUGGUCUUAGACAGAGCUGUGCUGCGCUUUGUGAAAUUAAACCACAUACUAACUGCCAUUCCAUUUAAUUUUCCUAAUGGACCUAGCAAGUAGCAGCCUAGCAGUGCCAGGGGUACUUACUGCCUGGUCUUGGCAUGGCCAACCGAGUUUCACUGCAUCAGCAUUUUUAUGUCUCAGUCUGAGUAAUAGGGCUGUGGAACAGGGCAAGGAGUCCACCAUUUAAGACUUUUCAAAGGCUUGCUUGAUGAAUAUGAGAUGUCAUCUUCACCCAUUUGUGAUCUUUGUCUUGGCUAAAAUGGCACUCAAUACUGGUUGUCUGCUAGUUAUGGAUUAGUGGGUUUUUAACUCUAUUCAACAGACUGAUGUAGGAGCAUCUGGGUGGUAGAUUAGAUCUGAUAUAGUCGUCUUCUCUCCUGCAGAGACGUUGGGCGACUCCAACAGUGAGGAGUCGGACUCAGACCAGUCGGACGUCCCUGAGAUGGACUCAGAGAUCGAGCAGGAGACACAGCUCACAUAUCGGCGGCAGGUUAGUGACACAGCACCUGCUCUCCUCUCAGAUGGCUUUGCCUUUGAAAAUUACACAUUAUGAACGUUGCAUAUGAAAAACAACUGAUAUUACAUUGAGUAAAAACCUUAACAGAUGUCAGAGAGUUAAAUGCUUUAUAUGGUAUUUCCAUGUCCAGGUUUACAAAGAAGAUCUACCUCAGCUCAAAGAGCAGUCCAAGGAGAAGCACCGUGCGAUGGCCAUGAAGAAAAGAGAGAGAACACCAGGGAGCGGGGUGAAGCUACACUUCAUCCAUGGGUUAGGAGACCUCCGGAAGCACCACAUACCACCACCAAACAUAACACAAACAAAUCAUAACCUGUGUAAAACGUUCUCACACCAAGCAAACCUGAAAAGCACACACAAUAACUCAACAUCUGUAUAGUCUUUAUCUAACCAUCUUUUCUACCAACACUACCCCACAGCCAAAAGGUCCAAAACGUGAACGCUGUGUUCUUCAUCAUUGUUUCCUGUGUUGUUCUGCUCCAGCUACAGAGGCUUCGACUGCAGGAGCAACCUGUUCUACACCCAGACAGGGGAGAUAGUCUACCAUGUGGCAGCCGUGGGUGUGGUGUACAACCGACAUCAGAACACCCAGCGCUUCUACAUGGGCCAUGACGACGACAUCCUGUGCCUGGCCAUCCACCCCCUCAAGGACUUUGUAGCAACAGGCCAGGUAGGUAGCACUGCUAACAAUGAAAUAUUCAGAGACAGGGAUAGAGUAGCUUGCCCCCUCAGGGCCUAAGGGUAGAGAGGCUGACCUCUAAGGAUGCCUUUGGGAGCUGGAGGGUCUUCUGUAUAUGCUUAUGGUGCAAAGUAACUAAAUAGAAUUUCCUACUGCUAACACUGUGCUGGAAUUGUUGCAUUGCCCUGUGUGGGUGUGGAAGUUGCUGUGGAUGAGUGGAAGCUAAUUAUUUAUUCUGUCUGUCCAGGUGGGGCGAGACUCUUCCAUCCACAUAUGGGACACAGAGAUGCUGAAACCCAUGUCUGUGUUGAAAGGAUUCCACCAGCUGGGAGUGUGUGCCCUAGACUUCUCAGGUAGUACCCCAGGGCUGUUAACAGAUGCUUUCCAUACACUCUCCAGAUAAUGUAACACAUUGAACACAACAAUAACCAAUUCUUGCUUUAACCUAGCCUGACAUUCUCAGUCAGCCAUGGAGAAAAAUAACUCUUCCUUCACACAGGAGAUGGGCGAGUUGAAAUGUGUUCCAAUUUAGAAGCAUCGCGCUGAACAACCCUUUUAUGGAGAUAGUCUGUGUACUGUGGCAGGCUGGCAGCAUCAAGGCAAAGGCGCUCAUCUCUCUCCUGCUAAUUGGCCACAGACAGAGGCGUAGCUGCCAUUACCUGCCAUGGAUCAAACCUAUACCAGGCUAGUUUACUGUUCCUCACAAAACAAGAGUAAAUAGAGAGGCUCUCUGAGUGAAUUUUGUAUUGAAUGAGGUUGUGUUUUGUUGUUCUUCCUCAGCGGAUGGCAAGCGGCUGGCCUCGGUCGGGCUGGAUGACAAUCACACCAUUGUCCUUUGGGACUGGAGGAAGGGGGAGAAGCUCUCAGCCAUCAGGUUAGUACAGUACAGUAGCUGUUAUGGCAUCUCAGAUGAUCCAUUCAGAUCUCAGCAGGUGUCUCCUCAAUAGGCAGACUAGAGAGAUCAAAGGUCAAGAUAAGUCCUAGGGGUUGACAUACUUCAUGAACGCUCCACUUACUGAUGGAAAACAAGACUAGAAAAUGUUUCUGUUUUCUCAAUGAGUUAGCUCAUAAUAUGCAGUGCAUUCGGAAAGUAUUCAGACCCCUUGACUUUUUCCACAUUUUGUUACGUUACAGCCUUAUUCUAAAAUUGAUUAAAUAGGUUUGUAGAAAUGUUUGCACAUUUAUAAAAUAUAAAAAACAUAAAUACCUUAUUUACAUAAGUAUUCAGACCCUUUGCUAUGAGACUUGAAAUUGAGCUCAGGUGCAUCCUGUUUCCAUUGAUCAUCCUUGAGAUGUUUCUACAACUUGAUUGGAGUCCACCUGUGGUAAAUUCAAUUGAUUGGACAUUAUUUGGAAAGGUACACACCUGUCUAUAUAAGGUCCCACAGUUGACAGUGCAUGUCAGAGCAAAAACCAAGCCAUGAGGUUGAAGGAAUUGUCUGUAGAGCUCAGAGACAGGAUUGUGUCGAGGCACAGAUCUGGGGAAGGGUACCAAAAAAUGUCUGCAGCAUUGAAGGUGCCCAAGAACAUAGUGGCCUCCAUCAUUCUUAAAUGGAAGAAGUUUGGAACCACCAAGACUCUUCCUAGAGCUGGCCGCCCGGCCAAACUGAGCAAUCGGGAGAGAAGGGCCUUGGUCAGGGAGGUGACCAAGAACCCGAUGGUCACUCUGACAGAGCUCCAGAGUUCCUCUGUGGAGAUGGGAUAACCUUCCAGAAGGACAACCAUCUCUGCAGCACUCCACCAAUCAGGCCUUUAUGGUAGUGUGGCCAGACGGAAGCCACUCCUCAGUAAACGGCACAUGACAGAUUCUCUGGUCUGAUGAAACCAAGAUUGAACUCUUUGGCCUGAAUGCCAAGCGUUACAUCUGGAGGAAACCAGGCACCAUCCCUACGGUGAAGCAUGGUGGUGGCAACAUCAUGCUGUGGGGAUGUUUUUCAGCAGCAGGGACUGGGAGACUAGUCAGGAUUGAGGGAAAGAUUAACAGAGAAAAGUGCAGAGAGAUCCUUGAUGAAAACCUGCUCCAGAGCUCAGACUGGGGCGAAGGUUCACCUUCCAACAGGACAACGACCCAAAGCACACAGCCAAAACAAUCCAGGACUGGCUUCGGGACAAGUCUCUGAAUGUCCUUGAGUGUCCCAGCCAGAGCCCGGACAUGAACCUGAUCGAACGUCUCUGGAGAGACCUGAAAAUAGCUGUGCAGCGACGGUCUCCAUCCAACCUGACAGAGCUUGAGAGGAUCUGCAGAGAAGAAUGGGAGAAACUCCCCAAAUACAGGUGUGCCAAGCUUGAAGCGUCAUACUCAAGAAGACUCAAGGCUGUAAUCGCUGCCAAAGGUGCUUCAACAAAGUACUGAGUAAAGGGUCUGAAUACUUAUGUAAAUGUGAUAUUACAGUUUAUUUAUUUAUUUACAUUUUCAAAAUACCUGUUUUUGCUUUGUUAUUAUGGGGUAUUGUGUGUAGAUUGAUGAGGGGGGAAAAAACAAUUUAAUCCAUUUUAGAAUAAGGCUAUGGAAUCAUGUAGUUACCAUAAAAGUGUUAAACAAAUCAAAAUAUAUUUUAUAUUUGAGAUUAUUCAAAUAGCCACCAUUUGCCUUAAUGACAGCAUUGCACACUCUUGGCAUUCUCUCAACCAGCUUCAUGAGGUAGUCACCUGGAAUGCAUUUCAAUUAACAGGUGUGCCUUCUUAAAAGUUAAUUUGUGGAAUUUCUUCCUUCUUAAUGCGUUUGAGCCAGUCAGUUGUGCUGUGACAAGGUAGGGGGGGUAUACAGAAGUUAGUCCUAUUUGGUAAAAGACCAAGUCCAUAUUAUGGCAAGAACAGCUCAAAUAAGCAAAGAGAAACGAUAAUCCAUCAUUACUUUAAGACAUGAAGGUCAGUCAAUACGGAACAUUUCAAGAACUUUGAAAGUUUUUCAAGUGCACUCGCAAAAACCAUCAAGCGCUAUGAUGAAACUGGCUCUCAUGAGGACCGCCACAGGAAUGGAAGACCCAGAGUUACCUCUGCUGCAAAGAAACCACUACUAAAGGACACUAAUAAUAAGAAGAGACCUGCUUGGGCCAAGACAUAUGAGCAAUGGACAUUAGACCAGUGGAAAUUUGUCAUAUAGUCUGGAGUCCAAAUUUGAGAUUUUUGGUUCCAACCGCUGUGUCUUUGUGAGACGUGGUGUAGGUGAACGGAUGAUCUCCGCAUGUGUAGUUCCAACCGUAAAGCAUGGAGGAGGAGGUGUUAUGGUGUGGGGGUGCUUUGCUGGUGACACUGUCUGUGAUUUAUUUAGAAUUCAAGGCACACUUAACCAGCAUGGCUACCACAGCAUUCUGCAGCGAUACGCCAUCCCAUCUGGUUUGGGUUUAGUGGGACUAUCAUUUGUUUUUCAACAGGACAAUGACCCAACACACCUCCAGGCUGUGUAAGGGCUAUUUGACCAAGAAUGAGAGUGAUGGAGUGCUGCAUCAGAUGACCUGGCCUCCACAAUCCCCCGACCUCAACCCAAUUGAGAUGGUUUGGGAUGAGUCAGAUGGCAGAGUGAAGGAAAUGCAGCCAACAAGUGCUCAGCAUAUGUGGGAACUUCUUCAAGACUGUAGGAAAAGCAUUCAGGUGAAGCUGGUGGCUAUUUGAAAUAUAUUUUUGAUUUGUUUAACACUUUUAUGGUUACUACAUGAUGCCAUAUGUGUUAAUUCAUAGUUUUGAUGUCUUCGCUAUUAUUCUACAAUGUAGAAAAUAGUAAGAAUCAAGAAAAACCUUGAAUGAGUACGUGUGUCCAAACUUUUGACUGGUACUGUAGAUUGACCUGAUAAUACUAGGUUUGGUCCAGAUUCAGUUUGGUAUUAUUCAUGUAAAUGUGAGGUCUUUGUCCACAAGCUAUGAUCCAUACAGUAGUUCCUGCAGGAUAACUCAGUUAUCCACCCAACACUGAUUCACAAAGAUACGUGUCCAGUCAUGCAAUAUCCAGCAUCGCAACCAUCCCUUGGCCAUUGUACAAGCCCCAGAGCAGAGAGAGUAACAACAAGUACAUCAAUGCUCCCAAUCAGUGGCGGCUCCUGAAAAAAUUCUCAGGGGGGGCAAUUUUUCUGAUGAUUUAGGUGACCUACACACAUUUUAAAAAAGAUAUGUCCAGCAACAACAUGAAGACAGGGGCAGCAUAUAAGUCAAUACCAGAAGCAUUUAUUGACUGAUCUCAAAAGUGUUGGCUUACCAGGGUUGGUGGAGCCCUCAGUUUCAUCUUUGCCUCGCAAAGCUAACUCAAACACUCCGCAAAACUUCACACACUGGAUUAGCCGGCUGAGGAUGUGGCGGUUCUUGCUAAUGUCGUAGUAAAUAUAUUUGUUAUAGUGAAUAUGGAAUAUGAUAUGUUGAGUAAAAUGUUGUGCUAAGAUCUAUUUAGGUCAGGAGCUGGUUAUAAGUUCUGUUCCUAUCCAAUAACAAUGGACAAAAGGGUCCUAUCUUGUCAGCCUUGUCAGCAGGUGGCCAAGGACAACACCCACGCCAUAGGCCUCUCAGUUCUUCCAACUCACGAGUUCUUGCUCUGAGGACACACACACACACACACACAAACACACACACACACACAUCAUCACUGUUAAACACACACACACACACACACACACACACACACACACACACACACAUCAUCACUGUUAAACACACACACACACACACACACACACAAAAAUCCCCUCUCUUAGGCUGAACAUUUGAAGACAGAGAACCCGACUCAGAGCCAAUGCAACAGUGACAGUAGCCUGGAGGGGACCUCGCCCAACUCAUCAGGACCAAUCAGAAGAUCAGAACUACUAGAUUCAACCUACUUCAUUUAUUGCAUAAAAUGUCUGCACACAAUGUUUCGGGGCUCUCUUCAGAUAAUAAUAAUAAUAAUAAUAAUAUGCCAUUUAGCAGACGCUUUUAUCCAAAGCGACUUACAGUCAUGCGUGCAUACAUUUUUGUGUAUGGGUGGUCCCGGGGAUCGAACCCACUACCUUGGCGUUACAAGCGCCGUGCUCUACCAGCUGAGCUACAGAAAGUGGAUACUCAUGGAUGCGCAUCGCAAUUGUAAAAUGUCAACACAAUUGGAGACACCACGUCAUUUUUGGAGACAUGUUAUUGACAGUAAACUAUUGUAGAUGCGACUGCUAACUAAAUAAAACAUUUUAGCUGGCUAGCUAAUCAUCUUAGCUAAAUGUGGGGCAAACAAUUCAGUUAUUUACCGUUAAUUUGAGGGAUUGGGGUGAAAGAAAUCGAGUUACAUAGUGAUACUUUACGAUAUACUGUAUUGACAAUAUCGCAAUAUUUUAGCGCUAGUUGGCUGUACCUGCACCAAAACACCAUUAUUGUUCCUUCAUAGCUUGUUCUCAAUCUUUUCACAUUGGGAGCCAAUUUGUUUUCAGCACUUUUAUUUCCAUGACUGAUCAAAACUCGUUCUCAUGGCUUUCUGAUCCCUCUGCAACAGACAUAUGGUGCGCAAUAAAAUCACAGUAUCGAAUCGCAAUACGUAUAGAAUCAUGAGACUCGCAAUGCAUAUAUCUUAUCGUGAGGUUCCUGGCAAUUCCCAGCCCAAGUUCAUUUGCCACAACAAAUCUCUUCGCUAGCAAACGCGAUGUCUUCUCCAAAACGGCAAUGUGUCUCCAGCAAUGUUUACUUUUUUGACGUUCUAUGGCAUCUCCACUUUCCAAGCAUAUAUGACCACAUGUAAUAUUUUGGUAAGUGAUGCAAAUAGUGAACUAUGUAGGGCCAGGAUGUAAAAUAUAUGUAGCUGCAGCAAUUUCUCUUAUCUGAUAUGGUAAGUAAUGGGGCUUAAUGUAUAGCUCCCUAAGAGUUUGACGAACGGGUCCGUGCACGCGAUUCCAGAUAUCUUUACCUCUGAAUAAACUGCCUUUAUUAUACCAUAUCCACCCUGUCCAAAGUCUCUACUUGGUCUCAGUUCUCCAGUAAACUUGUGAUUAUCAACACUAACCUCAUCGUUGUGGCGGCGGACAGCUAGCCUGUAUCCCUCAUCCAGUUGAGUGGCAAUGUUAUUUUUUCGUUCGUACCAAUUUUUGGAAAAUCCUCGGGUGUAGGACUUUCCGCCUUUAGUAGAAACCUGUUGAAUUAUUAAAUUUGGUCUGGGAGGUCCUAAUUGUUUCGUUGCCAAUUUAUCUUCAUUUGUUCGCCGACAAAAAGGAACUUCUUUCAAAGACACAAUCGAGUUGCACUGAAGCCUAGCCAUUUUGACAGUAAUAGUGAAUUGAUUGACGCUGCUACCCGCUAUUUUCUUAGUUACGUUCAUGGUUACGUUACGUAUGACGAAAGCGCGUAAGUGCAAGCCCUCAGACACCCAUAGAGAUUGUAUUGAAAGCUCUGAAAUUUGAAAAAAAUAGAUUUUACAUGGGAGUCUAUGACAGACUUCUGGGCGAUUUUCAACCUGACUGAAAUCGCCCCAAAAGGGGGGGGAGCCAUUUGAAGCACGACUUUAGCUGUGGCAGAUCAGACGUCUAGAUUACAACACUGAUAACUACUGUUGCCGUGAUAUAAUUGAUUAGAAAAAAAAUCCCUUCCUUUUCCCGUUUGGCAGUGCGUCGCCCAUAUCGCCCUAUUGAACACACCGCCCCUGCUCCCAAUCUAAACCUUCCCUUUAAUUAGCUAGACAGAUUGAGCACCUCCACUUUAAAUGUGGACAUUUAUAUAUGAGGGCAACAUUAAAAUAGCUGCACUGUCCUUGGUUCUCAUGAAGAGAGGAGGGAGGGGAAUCACCCUGCAGACUCUUAAAGCUGUUCCUUUCUGAAUAGAGAACACUUGGCCCUGUCAACUCACAGCUGAAUGAUUAAUGUCACGCCCUGGCUCUGGGGACUCUAGUAUGUUGAGCCAGGGUGUGAGUUUUCAUUUGUUUUCGUUCUAGUUUAGUAUUUCUAUGUUGGCCAGUGUGGUUCUCAAUCAGAGGCAACGUGUAUCAGCUGUUGCUUGUUGUCUCUGAUUGGGAACCAUACUUAAGCAGCCAGUUUUCCCACAGUGUUUGUGGGAUCUUGUUCCUGUGUAGGUUUGUGUUUUGCACCUUUGGACGUCACGUAUCGUUUGUUGUUUUGUUCGUGUAAUCAUUAUUUAAUAAAUAUGUUCACCUUCCACGCUGCGCCUUGGUCCUCUGUACCCGACGAUCGUGACAAUUAAAGUGUAGGUCUGGUACAGAUCUCUGGCCCAUCUAUCUCAACCUGGGUUCAGACUACAUUCACUGUGAGUGCUAAUCUCAAAUUAAAAGUGUCCAUUUAAAAAAAAGACUAUUGUGUAAAAUCGAAUGGCAAUUCAAAUAUCCAGGACUUCAAACAUGGUCGUCUAGCAUCUAUAUGGACACCCCGAUUUCUCCCAAUGUUGGUCUUGUUUCUCUACGGCUUUGCACUUGAUAUUCAUAGCGGUAAAAUAGUCCAUUGGAAUUCCAUCAGACUAGUUAGAGCAGUGGAGGCCUGCUCAUCUCCUGCCUGCGUGCUGUAGCUGUUGUGUACUAUGCUCCCGUGGCAGCUCAGAGACAACUUGGAGCUGCACUAAUCUCCUUUGCAGGCCCUGGUGGAUAGUGCAGUGAGGCGGGCAGAGGGAAAUGGGGCCUGACAGAGCCUGCCUUGUGCACUGCACUGCCUAGUCCUCAGCUGGGAGAGGAUGGUGAGGCGGAGAGAUAGAGGGGGCAGGAGAGAAAGAAGGCAUCUCCACUUUCCAAGCAUAUAUGACCACAUGUAAUAUUUUGGUAAGUGAUGCAAAUAGUGAACUAUGUAGGGCCAGGAUGUAAAAUAUAUGUAGCUGCAGCAAUUUCUCUUAUCUGAUAUGGUAAGUAAUGGGGCUUAAUGUAUAGCUCCCUAAGAGUUUGACGAACGGGUCCGUGCACGCGAUUCCAGAUAUCUUUACCUCUGAAUAAACUGCCUUUAUUAUACCAUAUCCACCCUGUCCAAAGUCUCUACUUGGUCUCAGUUCUCCAGUAAACUUGUGAUUAUCAACACUAACCUCAUCGUUGUGGCGGCGGACAGCUAGCCUGUAUCCCUCAUCCAGUUGAGUGGCAAUGUUAUUUUUUCGUUCGUACCAAUUUUUGGAAAAUCCUCGGGUGUAGGACUUUCCGCCUUUAGUAGAAACCUGUUGAAUUAUUAAAUUUGGUCUGGGAGGUCCUAAUUGUUUCGUUGCCAAUUUAUCUUCAUUUGUUCGCCGACAAAAAGGAACUUCUUUCAAAGACACAAUCGAGUUGCACUGAAGCCUAGCCAUUUUGACAGUAAUAGUGAAUUGAUUGACGCUGCUACCCGCUAUUUUCUUAGUUACGUUCAUGGUUACGUUACGUAUGACGAAAGCGCGUAAGUGCAAGCCCUCAGACACCCAUAGAGAUUGUAUUGAAAGCUCUGAAAUUUGAAAAAAAUAGAUUUUACAUGGGAGUCUAUGACAGACUUCUGGGCGAUUUUCAACCUGACUGAAAUCGCCCCAAAAGGGGGGGGAGCCAUUUGAAGCACGACUUUAGCUGUGGCAGAUCAGACGUCUAGAUUACAACACUGAUAACUACUGUUGCCGUGAUAUAAUUGAUUAGAAAAAAAAUCCCUUCCUUUUCCCGUUUGGCAGUGCGUCGCCCAUAUCGCCCUAUUGAACACACCGCCCCUGCUCCCAAUCUAAACCUUCCCUUUAAUUACCUAGACAGAUUGAGCACCUCCACUUUAAAUGUGGACAUUUAUAUAUGAGGGCAACAUUAAAAUAGCUGCACUGUCCUUGGUUCUCAUGAAGAGUGGAGGGAGGGGAAUCACCCUGCAGACUCUUAAAGCUGUUCCUUUCUGAAUAGAGAACACUUGGCCCUGUCAACUCACAGCUGAAUGAUUAAUGUCACGCCCUGGCUCUGGGGACUCUAGUAUGUUGAGCCAGGGUGUGAGUUUUCAUUUGUUUUCGUUCUAGUUUAGUAUUUCUAUGUUGGCCAGUGUGGUUCUCAAUCAGAGGCAACGUGUAUCAGCUGUUGCUUGUUGUCUCUGAUUGGGAACCAUACUUAAGCAGCCAGUUUUCCCACAGUGUUUGUGGGAUCUUGUUCCUGUGUAGGUUUGUGUUUUGCACCUUUGGACGUCACGUAUCGUUUGUUGUUUUGUUCAUGUAAUCAUUAUUUAAUAAAUAUGUUCACCUUCCACGCUGCGCCUUGGUCCUCUGUACCCGACGAUCGUGACAAUUAAAGUGUAGGUCUGGUACAGAUCUCUGGCCCAUCUAUCUCAACCUGGGUUCAGACUACAUUCACUGUGAGUGCUAAUCUCAAAUUAAAAGUGUCCAUUUAAAAAAAAGACUAUUGUGUAAAAUCGAAUGGCAAUUCAAAUAUCCAGGACUUCAAACAUGGUCGUCUAGCAUCUAUAUGGACACCCCGAUUUCUCCCAAUGUUGGUCUUGUUUCUCUACGGCUUUGCACUUGAUAUUCAUAGCGGUAAAAUAGUCCAUUGGAAUUCCAUCAGACUAGUUAGAGCAGUGGAGGCCUGCUCAUCUCCUGCCUGCGUGCUGUAGCUGUUGUGUACUAUGCUCCCGUGGCAGCUCAGAGACAACUUGGAGCUGCACUAAUCUCCUUUGCAGGCCCUGGUGGAUAGUGCAGUGAGGCGGGCAGAGGGAAAUGGGGCCUGACAGAGCCUGCCUUGUGCACUGCACUGCCUAGUCCUCAGCUGGGAGAGGAUGGUGAGGCGGAGAGAUAGAGGGAGAGGGGGCAGGAGAGAAAGAAGGAAGGAGCUGGGGGAGGAAGAAAGAUGAGCGGGGGAGGAAAAAGGGGGGGGGGAGAGGGAUGGAAGUGAGAAAGGAGAGUGCGAAAGCUUGAAAGGGAUAGAGAGAUGAAGUAGGUGUCAGUACAGCUCUGUCCUCAGUGAGUGCCAUGUAGUGAUGCAUCAGCACAAAGGCCAGUGAUUAGGGACCCAGCCCAGUGUGCACUACGCUCCAAUGGAUCAGACAGGAAAGGCCACUGAUCCUUAUUGUUCAUAAUGGAAGUGAUCAAGAGCCCUUAGCCAAACUGUGCAGAUGCACUGGGUGCAAUCUGAUUCCCUGUACACUAACUGUCUUCUAAGUUUAUUCCACUUCUAUUUCAGAUCCAUGUCUUUUUGUGCAAUGGAAUGAAUGCAAUGUUUGCAAUACUUUUUUUCAGGGGAAGCAAGGAUAAGAUUUUUGUCAUCAAAAUGAAUCCAUACUGUUCAGACAAGCUCAUCACAGCAGGGGUAAAGCAUAUGAAGUUCUGGCAUAAAGCAGGUAAGAGACCACAAAGUUAAACAAGAGAGUUGACUCCGCAAUGUCUCAAAGAAUGAUGUGAUGUGUUGUCAUGUGAGUUAAUGACACAACCUCUCUUUCAGGUGGUGGUCUGAUUGGGCGUAAGGGCAACAUGGGGAAGACCGAGACAAUGAUGUGUGCUGUGUAUGGCUGGACAGAGGAGAUGGUGUUCUCAGGGACGUGCACAGGAGAUAUCUGUAUCUGGAGAGACAUGUUCCUGGUGAAGACAGUCAAAGCCCAUGAUGGCCCAGUCUUCAGUAUGCACGCCCUGGAGAAGGUAGUGGAAGGGAAAGGAAGGGGUUAACACACGGGCCAUUUGAAAUGUCAAAUAGAGAUGACACCUCUCUCUCUGUCUCUGUGUCUCUCUUUCUUUCUUCCUCUCUCGCUGUUUCUCUUUUUGUUUGUGCCAUUACAAUUCUGAUGGUGUAGUAUUGUCAAUGAAUACAGUAGCAUUGUAUUAUUUCAGAUGUCAGUUUUAUACAAUGAUGCUGUGUGAGUGAUUAAAGAAGAGAGAUUCUAAUCUAUCUCCUGUUCUCUCGUUAUGGCCCACUCUGUAGGGAUUUGUGACAGGAGGGAAGGACGGCAUAGUGGCUCUGUGGGAUGACACCUUUGAGAGAUGCCUCAAGACGUACGCCAUCAAGAGAGCAGUCCUCGCUCCAGGCUCCAAAGGUAAAAGUUCACCCUACCACUUCCGUGAAGCCAAUCACAUUACAUACUGGGCUCAUUGCUCCAACGCCAAAGGAAUAAUCCAGUGGAAAUCCAUUUAAACACUCAAUCAAUUUAGCUUUAGUGAAGAUUGCUGCCUCUGCCCCUUGUUAAAUUAAAGUUUUCUGACGUUAUCCUAUAAUUCACUCUAUAGGGUUGCUGUUGGAGGACAACCCUUCCAUACGUGCCAUAUCUCUUGGUCAUGGUUAUAUACUGGUUGGGACAAAGAACGGAGAGAUUCUGGAGGUGGAUAAGAGUGGACCCAUCACCUUGCUGGUCCAGGUGAGUGGGUACAGAUAGUUACAUACAGUAUAAUUUUAAAGUCAACAGUCUGUCACAAAUGUCACAAUGAACAGCACACACAACAGGCACCAGCUGUGCUUAACUCAGGCUGGCGGGGAUGUGGCAGCCAGGUUUUUGCAGCUUGGUUAGGUGGGAGCCAAUGAGGCAUUACUAAUAAAGGCGCCAGCUGGGGGCACAUUAUUUUGGAUUGAAGGCCUGCAGAUGUACUGAUGUUAUUGAUUUCCUUGUGAAAUGUUCUAGAGCAAAUGAGCAAUUUCUUAUGGGUGAAGCCGAGCAACAGACGCAUAUGGAAUGAGCUCUAAGAGGCUUCUGGAUGCUCGGCUCCUCCAUUGAUUUUCAUUAUGCAUUUAAGAAUUAUAAAAACAAAUCUGUUGAUACGUGUUUGCAAAAUACUAGGCUGUGCUAGGCAUGUAGCCCAUGUAUUUAUUUAACUAAGUGUAUAACAUAUUUUAUGUAGGGGUUAGAAGAUGGUUCACCCUAUAAAAUGUGGUUCCUAACCCCUCUCUGUCGUACCUUGAUUAGAUUGAAUUGAGCUGCACUGAGUGAAUGGUAUUGUCUAUUUGAUGGGUCCACAGGGUCACAUGGAGGGUGAGGUAUGGGGCCUGGCCACUCAUCCCCAUCUCCCUCUCUGUGCCACUGUCAGCGAUGACAAAACCCUACGCAUAUGGGACCUGUCCCCCAGCCACUGUAUGCUGGCUGUACGCAAGCUCAAGAAAGGUGAGUCACUCAACGCUCAAAAAGAGAAGUCUAUGCUACAUUCAUUCACUUCCUUUCUUCCUUUCUGUGGUGCAUUCUUAUAGUCAUUAGGAGCAUUGCUCUCUGAGGUACUAACUGACCUCCUCCAUAGGGGGGCGCUGCUGCUGCUUCUCCCCUGAGGGCAAGGCCCUGGCAGUGGGCCUGAAUGACGGCAGCUUCCUCAUCGUCAACGCAGACACCCUGGAGGACCUAGUGUCCUUCCACCACCGCAAGGACAUCAUCUCAGACAUACGCUUCUCACCAGGUCAGACGCUGUCCUCCCUCCCUCCCUCCCUCCCUCCCUCCCUCCCUCCCUUCAUCCCUCCAUCCCUACUACAAACUCCCUCCACAUAUUCUUUCCUGAAGAAAGAAAGACAAAGUGUAAAAAAUUACUUUGUCUUAAAAAGAAAGAAAAAACAGAUAUAUGAGAUAUGGCCAGGUAUUCAUAUUUUCCCCCUGCUGUGAGGAGAAGAGGUAUUGCUGAAGGCUUGACCCAAAUAUACUGAUGUAUGUAACAAGGCCAGGCAGGGAGAGACACAGUCUGUCUGAGUGGGAAGAGAGUAGUGGGGGAGGAUAAAGUGAGAGCUAGAAACUAAACUCUCUAUCUCAUGGCCAGUUAACCUUAAUCUACAAUGCAAAGGAUCGAGUUUCCCAACACAUCACUGAUAGUGCUUCUAACUGCUUCUCUAUACAAUAUAGAUGUCUGCGCUCUUAUACACUGUUCAAUGUGUUGGCAGAUAGUAGUUUUAUUGUUAGAAAGAAUUGUGACUACCAUAUACAUACUGUAGAUAUGGAGUACUAUUUGUUGUCAGAGUUUAUUUUAUUUGUGUUGUUAUCUUGGCUGCUGACCAGAAGGCCUAACAUACUUGUGAAACAGAUAAGGAAAACCUUUUGAAACAUGGCUGCUGUGUUUACACAGGUGCAGGGAAGUACCUGGCGGUGGCGUCGGGUGACAGCUUUGUGGACAUCUAUAAUGUGAUGAGCAGCAAGAGGGUGGGGGUGUGCAAGGGGUCCCUCAACUACAUCACCCAUCUGGACUGGGACAAGAGAGGUAAACAUGUUGGUCUAACAACUACACUGAUUGUGGCAGUGACCUUUGCAGCUGACAGUUGACCCGGACCAAUGCCAUUGAAUUUCAGGCUAUUCUUACUGUUGGCUCAUUCACAAUGUGUUGAAAUCUAUUUUAAACCUCUAGGUAAAGGAAUAGUUGUUUUUGUUAUUCCAAGUAUCAUAACUAAAUGAUAAUGCUACUGGGGUCGUCCACCGAUUCAGUGCCUUUGAGAAGUGUAAAUACUUUUGAUUUCACCUCAUUUGAGCUUUCUGUAAUAAAACGCACAUGUUCAACCUCAUAAAAAACAUGUUUUUCCACCUGAACAGGUUACAUAAAAAAAUGACUAUAUUAAGUACCUAUCUAGUGCCAAAUGGUUGACCGUAAUAGGGUUGAGGAUUUAAUCUUAAAUCAGCUAUAAAUCCCCUCGUGAGAGGAGGAAUGGAAGCUUGUUGUGUGCAACAGGGAGUGGCAAUUGAAUGCAAGCUUCACCAAAAAAAUUUAAUUGCUAAAACAUUUCUAGCCUUUCUAUCUGUAGGUAACAGGGUUGAUGUGUAAUGCUCGACCCGCUCAGUUUUCCAGCACAAAACACCACCCAGUGGGCAAAAACUGUUGGAAUCAAGGUUGUUUCCGCGUAAUUUCAACCCCAAAAAUCUAUGUGAUGAUGUUGAAUCAACGCAUAAAACUGAUUGGAUUUGCGAAAAGUCAUAAACUUAAGGACAUUUAGUCUUUUUUUCACCAAACUUUUAACCUAAAUCCAAUGACAUGGUGACAUUUUUGUUUGAUCUCAUGUUGAAUUCACGUUAGUUGACAACUCAACCAAAUGUAAAUCAAAACUAUAGUCUGUGCCCAGUGGGAAGAAAAUGGCCAAAAAGAGUAGAACCAGCUCAUCUGCUUUUACAUUAUGAUUUUACUAUUAGAUGUUCAAUGUUUCUUUUGAAAAACUAUUUUUAAAAGGAAUAGUUUCACCAUAUUAAAAUGAGAGUUCAGUUCACAUAACAGGGUUGAUCUUAAAAUGAGGGACAGACGUAAAUUAAUUACUAAUCACAUGUAAUGAAUAAUAAUCCUAACAAAUGACUUUGGCAAAGCAACUAAAUAAUGAUGGCUUUACAAUGAUGGUGAAAACUUGAAUACGUUUUUGGAUUAAGUGGGUUGAAAUCUUCCAAGAAGUGACACAGGGUUGUCGGAGGGACAAGUCAAAAUGCUGAAUUUUGGCACUUUAGCAAGCCUUUAUUCAUAUGCAAAAUCUGAUUGAUUGAAUUCUUCAUGUGGGCAAUUCAUUUAAUAUAACAGGCUUCUAAAAUGUUAUAUUGGUGCACAAUUUCUACUUAAAAUAUCAAAGGAAUGCAAAAGGAACUCAUUUCGUGGAACGACCCUACUAUAAAGCACAAAAGGGUUUAAUUUGAUUUCGGAUUCAGUCUUAACUGUGUUCUUUCAUUCACAGGAAAACUACUGCAAGUGAACACUGGUGCUAAAGAGCAGUUAUUUUUCGAAGCUCCACGGGGAAAGAAGCAGACCAUUCCUGCUACAGAGGUAAGCACAGCACAGCACAUACACUGCUGCCUGCCAUUCCCCAUGGCGUUGUCGUGGCUAUAGUGGGGCUGGCCUACUUUUUCCCCCGAGAUGUCACGGGAAGGGCAUUCAAGCAUUAACACAGCCCACUUUUCUCCAGCAUCAUUCUAAUUCUGGCAAAGGAAAUGGGAUAGUGUUUUUAGGGCCUCUAACUGUGUUGUGUGUGGGGGGGGUUAGAUAGGGGUUAGAUAUCAUAGAUGCUGUCAGGCUAGUGCUGUAUCAAAUCUCAUAGGAACCACUGGUGUCCUCCUCCCACCCCUCAUCUCCUCUUUCAGGUGGAGAAGAUAGACUGGAGCACAUGGACCUGUGUGCUCGGGACGUCCUGUGAGGGGAUCUGGCCUGUGGUCAGUGAGGUUACCGAGGUGACCACUGCCUGCCUUAGCAACAACAGAAACGUGCUAGCAACGGGGGAUGAUCUGGGAUACGUCAAGCUAUUCAGGUAUCCUGUCAAGGUAAGAUUAUUAUUAUGCAUUAAUAUCUUCCCAUUGCCCUUACUAGAAUGUAUUACAUUUACACUGUUAUGUUAAUGCUAAUGUUAAAACAAUGUUAUUUUAACUUAAUGCUACUUCUUCCCACAGGGAAAGUAUGCAAAGUUCAAGCGCUAUGUGGCCCAUAGCACCCAUGUGACUAACGUGCGGUGGACGUAUGACGAUGGUCUCCUGGUGACGGUUGGUGGGGGUGACACGUGCCUCAUGAUCUGGACCCAUGAGGCCGAGGGGCACCGGGAGGCCAGACAUUGUGACAGUGAAGAGUCGGACAUCGAGAGCGAGGAUGAUGGGGGUGAGAAAUAUACCCCAAACCAAACCUGGGUCUCAGUCUGAAGUCAUCAUGUAGUCCCUUUCUACUGAUUGAAUAGCCUCCCUCUAAUAUUUUGAUUAUAUUUAGCCUCCUAUAGAUGGUAAAAAAGGCAGCAUGUGUUCUGAUCUAGUAUCUUAAUAUUUUCUGUCAUUGGCUAGGUUAUGACAGUGAUGUGACAAGGGAGAAUGAGAUCAACUACACCAUCAAGGCCUUAUCCACCAAUGUGCGACCAAUGACUGGGGUCAAACCUCACUUGCAGCUGAAGGAGCCAUCUGUGGACGAGAGGUAACAGACCACAGCGCUGUGGAGAGACACCCAAGGGUUCAAAUCUCUUUUUCAUUUCUUUUUCAUUUGAGGCUUUCUUUAUUGGGCACAUGAUGGACACAUCUUGAACAGUCCAAGUAUUUAAGACAAUCAGUUUAAACUGAAAUGAGGUGUAGUGAAAGCAAAUCCAAUUGGAAGCUCAUAAUAUGUCAAAGUGAGACCAAAGGGUCCACCAACCCAAUUUGUGUAAAUCCAGAUUUCCUCAAUCACAUUUCUUUUUUUGCCUUAACGUGAAUUCAUACUGUCCCUUAGAGGAUAACCUCACCUCUCUCUUCUUCUCUCUUCAAUGGCUGUCCAUCUGUCUCUGUCUGUCCUGCUCUUCUCUUUCAUUCUACUUGAAGGCAGGGGGUAAUCAGGUAAGAGACUUUACACAAGACAUCACCAUUACUUUAGGGAAAUGUACCUCUUGCUAGGCACAAUAUAAACCCUGAGAUAUCUCAAUAUCUCAAAUCUCAAUUGAUAAAGCAUGUUAAUAUAUGGUAUUUUACAGAAACUAUGGUCUUUAUUUAUUUGGGUUUUGGAAAUGUUUUUCUGUUUGGUGAAUUCUGUGGAAGAGUUUAUAAUAAUAAGAAUGUCUGCUUCACACUAUGGUUUGACAACCCAUGCAGCAUCUGUGGGUGCCGGUUAGUGGUUGUCAUAGAGAUGCUAAAGAUGCUGGUUGUUAUGAAUACUCCAUGGCGCUGAAUGUGGUGUAUUUUAUGUUCUCAGUGGCUGCAUUGUCAGUGUUGUGUUAUGCUUCUGUGUCGGUGGGGCAGCUGUGAACACUGUGCUGUCAGAACCCCUGUUCUAAUGUUUCCUUUUUCUUUGUUAUUGCUGCCAUGGAAGAGGGUCAAGGUAAGACACAUCCCCUAUGUUCCAUAUUAAGUUCUGAUUGAAUAUUUCAGACCCACAUUUCACUUACAUUAUUCAUAAACGUCUUGACUUGUAUUUUGGAUCUCUGACUUGAGAAAGAUUGAGGGGUCGAUGGGGUCAUACACAGUAGCUCCUCUUAUUCCAGCUGUCUGUUUCAGACCUCCUGUUAGCAGGGCGCUGCCACAGCCUGAGAAGCUGCAGACCAACAAUGUGGGCAAGAAGAAGAGGCCAAUCGAGGUGAGACUGGUGUUAGCUUCAGACAAAUACACACAUCCAAAUAAUGUUUUAUGGAUGUUAGCUAUCGAUGCAACCUACAUAAACCCACAUAUCUCAUCAAAUGAGAUUUUUGCAUUAGUAUUUGUCAUGCAGCAAAUGGGUUGGUCAUUGUUUUGGUAAUGCAAUCAUUUAGAGUCAAGAACUGUGUUCUGCUUUGUCCACUCCAGACAUCCUCUUCAGGGACCCUAAUUUAACCAGAAUCACAUCUUGAGGAAGCACAUGCUCCUGAUGUUCCUGCUGUACCUUCAAAAAUACAUUGGUUUCAUCUCCCUCGGUUGUCAUAGAGAUGACUUCGAUCCUGACCCUUUCAUAACUCUUCCACAGGACCUGGUGCUGGAUCUGGUUUUUGGUUACCGGGGCAAUGACUGCCGCAACAACGUCCACUACCUGAAUGAGGGGACGGAUAUCAUCUACCACACAGCUUCUGUCGGCAUCGUCCUCAACCUAACCACAGGUGGGCGGGUGGGAGUAGAGAAGGAAUGAGCAGAGUUCUGUUCAUCUGAAGAGGGUUUUACAGUAUUGUUGAAUGAGUCUUAAUGCUGUUCUUAGAAAUUCUAAAUAUAUUGAUUGUCCUUUACUGUUCUUACAAGGGAUGUCAAUUUGUGUGUGUCUGUUUGUGUGUGUUUCCUUGCAGCCUGCCAAAGCUUCUAUAUAGAACAUAGUGAUGACAUUCUGUGCCUGACUAUCAAUCAACACCCCAAAUUCCCCAACGUGGUGGCAACUGGCCAAGUAGGUAUGUUUGUGAGAGGUUGACCUCAUGUUUUCUUCCCUAUGUGCUGUAACUGUGUGUUCUGCUGGGGGAUUAAUGUACGCCCCUCCCCCUCUCUUAUCUGUGCUCUGAAGCAGCUAACCUGCAUAAUCGCAAUCUCCACACAGUUGAAUAAAAUAGUAAUUGUCAUGCAUGCUUGCUGUGUGCCUCGCAAUCCACAGAAACCUACCAAAAACAUAUGCCAUGUAAACAGCUGUUAUUUGUCUCUAAAGAGACAAUCAAAAGCUGCAUGUGGGAGCUCCUUGUACAAUUCCCAUGUGCCUAUUGGCUCUAAGACCGUGAGGAAAACUACUACAAUACAGUAUUCUGACAAUAAUCUUAUUAACACUUGGACUGCGUAAAAUAGUGUUUUAGAGUUGUACUAGUGCCAUUGAUCUUCAUAUUAUUUAGUUAAUCUUUACAUUUUUUUCCAUACAGGUGAUACUGGUGAUAUGUCAGGUAAGAACUUCGCCAUUUCAAUAGUUUUGGUUUGUCCCAGACAGCAGAGGAUGUUGUUCUGAGUGAGUGUGUUUCGGUGCACUAGUGGAAAAAUAUAAUUAUUUUGAAAGGAUCCUUGAUGAUGUGUUUCUUAUGGUAGAUUGAGAAUAGCUUUCUCUUCUUCAUAGAUUAUAUUGAUUGACAGCUUUCCAGAUACCUUCUACUACAUCCACAGUGUGUUAUAUUGAUAGACUGCGACCUAGUGGGUUAGAUGGGAAGGGCAGGUGUGCACCUCACACAAACUUGCUUGAUCGCUUCAGUUGCUUGUAGCCCUGCAGCUCUUGUUUGACCCCCACUUACAUUGGUACUCUAUUCAAGACAAGUUUUUUUAUAUGAAUGUACCAUUGAUAUUCAAUAUCCAUUAUAACUUAUAUAUAUGAUCCGGCAAAUAUAAAACCUCAUAUUUAAAAAAGUCACAUAGUCAUUGGAUUUCGUCAUUUGUGGAUUUAGUUUGGGCCUAAAGUUUCUGGCCUCUUUUCAUCCAGCAUACAGGAAGCUUGAAUCUACACUGCUCUUGUUCCCUCCUUCAGCCACGUCGCCCUCCAUCCACGUGUGGGAUGCCAUGAACAAGCAGACGCUGUCUGUGCUGCGCUGUUUCCACUCCCGGGGCGUCUGCUCGGUCAGCUUCAGUGCCACUGGGAAGCUGCUGCUCUCUGUGGGUCUGGACCCAGAACACACCAUCACCAUCUGGAAGUGGCAAGAAGGUAAACACCUCACACCAACUCAGUACAGGCUAUUCACCUUAUCAUGGUGCACCUGUUAGUGCCCAGCUGCAAUGAAUACAGGAAGAUAGAUCACCUACAGAGCUUCUAUUAAUGCACCAUUAUUUACAAGGUGCCAAAGUGGCCAGCCGGUCGGGUCACACUCAGCGGAUCUUUGUGGCAGAGUUCCGUCCGGACUCGGACACCCAGUUUGUUUCUGUGGGGAUCAAGCAUGUGAAGUUCUGGACGCUGGCAGGCCGGGCUCUGCUGAGCAAGAAGGGUGUGAUGAGUUCCAUAGAGGACGCCCGCAUGCAGACCAUGCUCUCUGUGGCAUUUGGAGCUGUAAGUCCAUUCCCCACUGUUAUUGCCAUAUGAUACCCAAUCGGACAAUACAGUUACUGCAUUUGCAGUUUCCCUAUGGAAUAUGUAUACUUAGCAUUUAUUUGACAUUGUGCUUAUUGUUAAUACAUACUUAUACUUAUUUAAUUUAUUAUCUUAAGAAUGUUAACUUGAAUUAAUGUUGAAAACUUGUUUUUGUAUAACCUACCAUUCAUUUCAAAGGUAUGACAACAGUGUGCAGUAUGACACAGAUAUGUUGUAAUUACAUGUAUAAAGCCUAUUGAAAGCCUAUUGAAUAGGGUUAACGAUGCAAUGUAAUUGAUUCUUAUACUGCUUGAUUGUCUGUGCAAUGCUCCUCUGCUCUUUUAGGUCACUAGUGCAGGUUUUUUUUUUUUGUUUCAGAAUAACUUGACAUUUACAGGUACCAUUAGUGGGGAUGUGUGUGUGUGGAAGGAGCACAUUCUAGUGAGAAUAGUGGCUAAAGCCCACACAGGGCCUGUAUUCACCAUGUACACCACACUAAGAGAUGGCCUCAUCGUUACGGGAGGCAAGGAAAGACCGUGAGUACUGCUCCUCUCCUCUCCUCACUGUACCAGCUACCACUGCUGUUAGCCAUGUGAUUAAUUAAUCAAAGUUUUCUUACAUAAACAUAUUUAGGACUGAGUAUGAAACUUUAAUGGAAACUCAGAUUUCGGUAUACAGCAACAGUGUUGUGUUUGGUGCCCCCUACAGGUCAAAGGAAGGAGGUGCUCUGAAGCUAUGGGACCAGGAGCUGAAGCGCUGUAGAGCCUUCCGCCUGGAGACGGGACAGAUCAUAGACUGUGUGCGCUCCGUAUGCAGAGGAAAGGUAGACCAUUCCACCAUCCAGUGGGUAUGAAGAAUAGGGUAACGAGCCAUGCAAGUCUAUAUCUGUAUUCCUCAUCCACAUUUCCCUUGUUGCUGUUCUAGGGGAAAAUUCUGGUAGGAACCCGGAAUGCUGAGAUCAUUGAGGUGGGGGAGAAGAACGCAGCAUGCAACAUCCUGGUGAACGGCCACAUGGAUGGACCGAUUUGGGGCGUCGGCACCCAUCCCACACGGGACGUGUUCCUUUCUGCUGCAGAGGAUGGCACUGUGAGGCUGUGGGACAUCCCAGAGAAGGUCAUGAGCCCCUUUACAAUGACUUGUUAGCCAGCCAGCUAGUCUCAGUUUAUAAAGAGCUAACUUAAUUUGAUGUAAUCUUUCAUAUGGAUGUAUUGUACUUGAUUCUGCUGAUGUGUUGUAUGUGAGGCACUAGAAGAACCUUCUGUGUUGACUUUCUCUAUGUUGAAUCAUUUUUGGGGUAACAGAAGAUGCUAAACAAGGUGAACCUGGGACACCCAGCUCGUACGGUGGCCUACAGCCCCGAGGGGGACAUGGUGGCCAUCGGCAUGAAGAAUGGAGAGUUCAUUAUCCUACUGGUCACCUCACUCAAGAUCUGGGGCAAGAAGAGGGACCGCCGCUCCCCCAUCCAAGAUAUCAGGUGGGGGAAUCCCUCUCAAAAUCACUCAGAGCCUUUUAUGGGGGAAACUCAUCCCUCAUAAGUGUACUGAGUGUUCUUCUCUGUGUUGUAAUAAGUUUCAGAGGACACAUUUUAACUGAACAUGUUUCUUCUGCAGGUUCAGUCCAGAUUCACGCUACUUGGCAGUGGGCUCCAGUGAGAGUGCGGUUGACUUCUACGACCUGACCCUUGGACCACAACUCAACCGCAUUAACUGCUGCAGGGACAUCCCCAGCUUUGUCAUGCAGAUGGACUUCUCUGCAGACAGCUGCUAUGUUCAGGUAGGCACAAGAUCUGUGUGUCUAUGAUUGUUUGUGUAAGUGCAUAUUAACUCUCCAAUAUGAAAUCAAGACUCACAAUAUUCAUGUUUUAUUGUAUUAUUUGACUGCAUUAUUUGCUAUUACUCCAACAGAUAUCCACUGGUGCUUACAAGCGGCUGGUGUACGAGGUGCCAUCUGGAAAGCAUGUCACAGAGCAGUCAGUCAUAGACAGGAUAACCUGGGCCACAUGGACAAGGUGAGCGUGUUUUAUGUUGGGGCCUCCAUAGUAAUCACACUACUGACAGGGCCAUAUGAAAUCAAUACUGGGGACACAGGGGUUACACCAGCAUUUCCCAAACUAGGGGUCACGACCCCAAGUGGGGUUGCCUGAUUUGAAAAUGGGGUCGCAAGAGAAACUCUGAAAUUAGUCAGUAAACAGAGCAGUUUCUGUUUUCUUCCUACAAAUGUGGCUCUAUCUUUUGAACAGUUUAAGCUACAAAAUGUUAUGACCCCAUCAUGGAAAGUUACGACUCUCAGGAACACGCAUGUUUCCCUCUACAAUGCCCACAAGCCGCGCAGGACUCAUUAGAACAGAGUGGACAAGACCAGGCACUAUAUCAGACUGGGGAGAAAAGAACAUAAUCAAUUAUUGCCUGAUCACAAAAAAGUUUGGGAACCCCUGGGUUACACCAAGUCAAAGCACCACAUGAUCAUUGGAGUUACUUCCUGUCUAACUAACGUGUGAUGUCUCACUGUCUGGCAAGUGUCCUGGGAGAUGAGGUUGUGGGGAUCUGGUCCCGUAACACUGACAAAGCCGACGUCACUUGUGCCUGUGUGUCCCACUCUGGCCUGAACAUCGUUACAGGCGAUGACUUUGGAAUGGUAAAGCUGUUUGACUUUCCAUGUCCAGAAAAGUUUGUAAGUAUAAUCUGUGUUCUAUGAUGCUGAUCUGUGUCUCUGUGUGAAUAUUGAAUUAUGUUUGAUAAUUGUACCUCAUCAAUCCAAGAUAACUGUAAAUUCAUACAUUUCUGCCAUAGAAUAGUGAGCUCUAUUUAUUUACGUCACUAACAAAAAUGAAAUACUGUUAAUUGUUUAUAACUGCUAUUGCAUGUUAAAGAUAACUCAUGAAUUGUAUCAUAUUGUACAGUAGCUUACAUAUUCCCAUAUUGUACAGUAGCUUACAUAUUCCCUUUGACUUAAAAUAGUAGCAUUCAACAGUAAUAUGAAUGGAGAUAUUUAUUUUAUUGGUGAACUUUCACUAAUGUGAUUCAGGCUUAUGUUUGUGGUUUCAUGUGUACCAUUCAUCUGUCUCUGUAAUGUUAGUGUGCAUGUGAUUAACCAUGAUGAUAUACUGUAACUACAGUGCCAACUAACCUAUGCAUCUAUUCUCUGUCUAAAUGAUGCUCAGCUACAGUUAUUUUGGGGUAGCCAUUUUAAUAACACACUUCCUGUUCCCUGCAGGCCAAACACAAACGCUUUCUGGGCCACUCAGCCCACUUGACUAAUAUUCGCUUCACAAGUGGGGAUCGCUUCGUCAUUAGUGCUGGCGGGGACGAUAGAAGGUAUAACUCCAGCUUCUAUUAGUACAAUAUUCCUCUGAAACUGUCUCAAUUUACAACAUUACCAUUAGUGGUGUUUUAAGUUCAUUGUAGCAAUUGACAAUUAAAUAAACAUUUUAAUAUUGAAUGAAAUUGCUUAGUGUUACAAUGCUGACUGUUAAUAAGUGUCUUUCCUCUCCCUUUUCUGUGUCCUCUGCAGCCUAUUUGUCUGGAGAUGUGUCCAUGCCCCUCACUGAGAUUCACACCUGGAGUGACACAUCAUCCAUCCACCACUGUGUCCAGUCCAGGGGGUUGCAUGGGCUUUUCCCAGCAUGGCUAUUCAGAGAGAAGAACCCGCUCCACUCUACUGUGGGAUAACUACACAGCUAGUAAACAUGACUCACUGCCUCAACACUCAGUGCAUGCAUCAGCGUGAGCCUCAUCUACACUACAGCAAAAGCCCUGAUUGUUCUUCCACAAGGUGGAAGACAUCGAACCACUACCGUUGCUAAAUAUCCCUCCAAAACAUCACAUCACAGUUGUAAAACUUCCUAUCAUAUCAUCUGCACAUGAUGUUGACGGU